Triticum urartu is the source of this 1227-nucleotide messenger RNA. NCBI's taxonomy places the organism in Eukaryota, Viridiplantae, Streptophyta, Magnoliopsida, Poales, Poaceae. The record is from RefSeq and is a predicted model, not a curated record.
AUGGAGAAGGAAAAAGGAGGAGCUGCUGAAGUUGGAUGCGUGCACAAACUAGAGAGUGUGCCAGCGUCCGAACAUGGACGAGUAGAAGAGGAGCGGACGGCGACGACGACAAUCCACGCUCGCGCCCAUGGGAAAGGAGAGGACCAACGGCAGCUGCGCUGGCGAUCCGCGCUCGUGCCCAUGGGACAGCAGAGGAGUUGCGGCGGGCAACAUCCGCAAUCCAUACUUAUGUCCGGACAACACAAGAAGAGUGGGAAGUGUAACUUUGGGCCGAUCCAUUUCCACAUUUCAUUUUGGGCUGCCUGCUGCUUCGACUCCACCGACCACAUCCCGCUCGUCUCCAACAAACCUAAGAACCAGAUCCUGGUGUGGGACCCCGUCACCGGCGACCAGCACCGCCUUGUGGUGCCCCCGGGGGUUGCGGCACAUGCAGAGAAGACAGUGAUCAACGGGGCGGUGCUUCGUGCUCGUGCCGCCGGAGAUGAUGCCCAGCACUUCCAGGUGGUGUUGGCAGUGGCAGACAACGACGACGAGCAACACCAUCGUGCUCUGGCCUGUGUUUACUCGUCAGAGACCGGCACAUGGGGUGAUCUCGUCUCAACACAGCUUCCACCUGAUGUUCUAACGAGUGAUGCUCCCACCUUGGUUUCUACUGACAAGCCUGCUGUGCUGGUUGGGGAUUCCCUCUACUGGAAACUUGCUGGGAAUAUGGAUGGAAUCCUCGAGUUUGAUUUGGAGAAGCAAAGCCUAGCUGUGAUACAGGUGCCGGUGCAUAUCCUUGAAGAGGGCCAGUACAUGUUCUUGAUUAUGCGGGCAGAGGGUGGUGGCCUUGGUUUACUCACCCAGACAGACUGCAGCAUCCAAUUGUGGAAGAUGAACACUGAUUGUGAUGGUGUCGCUUCAUGGGGGCUUGGAAGAACCAUUGAACUGGACAAGCUACUUUCUCUGAAUUCUGAGGAGACUGACAUGUUGAUACCAGGGCUCGAGGAGGAAAAUAAUGUGGUGUUUGUGUGGACAGAUCACAUCGUCUUUAUGGUCCAGCUUGAGUCAAUGAAGUUCAAGAAGCUUUCUGGAACCUACCCCCUUUCUCAUUAUCAUCCAUUCAGAAGUGUCUACGCGGCAGGUAAAGCAUGUCUUCAGAUAUUCAUUGUAACAAAACCAAUUUAAUUUUUGAUAAUUGGUUCAUGGCAUGUAUGGUUCAUCCUUUCCUGUUGAGUUAACAAGUUU